This is a messenger RNA of Anisakis simplex (herring worm), 1101 nucleotides long. Lineage: Eukaryota; Metazoa; Nematoda; Chromadorea; Rhabditida; Anisakidae. The record is from the annotation of a GenBank genome assembly.
GAGAAGAGAGCGCGCACAGUUAUUGAUGAGGAUGGUUUCACAGUGCCCACAAUGCCGGCAAUCGCACCCAAAAAGAAACCAAUCAAACAGGAGCGUUGUUCUACCGAUAGAGCGGUCAAAAAGCCGGCAGAAAUCGACUCUGAAGCCGCUUCGAUCCCAUCGUCUUCGCGGAAUGGUACCGAUGGAUCAGGAGUGGCUGGUCGCUCAGCCGUAGCUAAAAGCGGCUCAUCUGAAGGCAAUACGACUGCAGGAGCGGCAGCCGAGAAGACAGUGUUCAUUUCGAAUCUUGACUUUAAACUACCGAAGGAACGAAUCAUGGAAGUGUUUCCAAAUGCGAAAGAAGUGCGCUUCAUUCACAGAGGAAUGAGUAAACUGCAUAAGGGUUUUGGCUAUGUGGACUUUGAGACGGUCGAAGAGGCAUGUGCGGCGUUAAGCAAGGAUCGUCACUUGAUCGAUGGUCGACCGAUGUAUGUAUCGGAAAAUAGACCGCACGAGCACCGAGGUGAACACAGUGAAUUUCGGUAUGCGACAAAUUUGGAGAAGAAUAAAAUUUUUGUGGGAAACGUACACUACGAUGCAACUGAAGAGCAACUGAAGGAAGUAUUUACCGCUUAUGGUGUGAUCCGUGAUGUUCGUAUUGUAACACACAAAUCUGGUAGAUCAAAAGGGUUUGCGUAUAUUGAGUUCGAAGAUGAGGCGUCUGCAAGUGCAGCUGUGAAAGCGGCCACUGAGGAAAUCGUGUUGUUGGGUAAAAAUUUUGCGUUACUUUUAAGAUUGGGUGAGUCACGCUUGCACUUAGAACGUAAACUCAGCGUGGCACUGAGUAAUCCGCCCAAGAAAAAAGAUCCAAUAGCAGCAGCAGCAGCUCCAUCCAGGAUCGCGUCAUCUUCAGUGAGUCAUCAGCGGAAUAAAAUCGACUUAUUGGUGCCACGGGCACUUGCAAGAUCGAAACCGGAGACGAAUUCGAGUAAAUCAACUGCUCAUCAAGGAAGUGAAGAGACGACGAAUAAAGGCGGAGUUGAGGAUCAGCAAAAGGAGAGUGGAAAACCAAUUGCAACGAAACUAUCAAAUGAUCAGUUUCGAUCAAUGUUUUCAAAAUAA